Molecule: messenger RNA, 2210 nt
Organism: Anopheles aquasalis
Lineage: Eukaryota; Metazoa; Arthropoda; Insecta; Diptera; Culicidae
Product: 8-oxo-dGDP phosphatase NUDT18
Molecular function (GO): 8-oxo-GDP phosphatase activity; 8-oxo-dGDP phosphatase activity
Source: RefSeq, a predicted model, not a curated record
UCGAGAAAACCGGCUCUGCUCGCAGCCUACGCGCCCCAAGAUGCCGGAGAUCCACGGCAGUUUCCCACGGUACAGCCUCCGCGAUACACCCAGCGUUCCGUUCCGUUCCGUGUGAUGCUGACCGGCAGUGUGUAGGAGUGCGGGACUCGGUUUUUGUUUCCACAAAAAACGAUCACCUUCAAUCCGGUGGUCCGGCGAUUUAUUGUGUUUAUCCGGUCCAGUCUCACCCUCGGGAGCUGGGAAACGAAUCAGUUACCACCACUUUCCCUUCCAUCGACGGGGAACGGAGCGGAAAAUUGCGUCCACGUUUGCGCCCACCGAUUUGGGGUGGAGGCCACUAGCACUAGCUCCACCAGCAGCAACACCAGCAGCAGCUAGUAGCACUUUCUUUCGACGACCAUCGAACGUUGCUUAAACCGUUUGGAGAGAAGACCACACCUUGCCGAUCGAGAUCACCAAUCAUCGUAACGCUGUGAAGAGUCGUGCCUUGCCUGAACAAUACUCUGUGGUGGCGUAGCUUGGGAGAAUAACCGUGCCUACAAAACCAGGGGGACCAGGGGGAUCAGGGAGGAAAUGAUCGGACGGUAGAGUUAGUCCGAGUAUCUAUCGCACCCUCUUUGUACCCCUCCCGAUCGCCUAAUCGUCGUAACCGGACAAAGCCGCGGUCGCAGUCAUCAUCACCAUCACGUAGUACAGCUUGGGGGAGGCGCGCGCGAGCGCGUGUCGAAAGAUUUCUCUCAAAAGCCACGAGACGAUCGUCAUCAUCACACCGCGUGGUGCUCCCUAGAUCGCGGGAGAGAUCGUUGUUUGCGGUUGAGACUUUCCCGAGUCCAAGAGGCGUCACGGGCGCCAGCAGGGCACGCACCAAACGACAACCAAACUCGUUUCUGCUCUCGGUCUGUGACGAACUCGAGACUCGGUACAGGUGGUCCGUCGCUGAUCGUCGUCGCCACGGUUCCAAGACAGGAAAACAAAAUGGAAACAAAUUUGAUUCGCGUGCUCGAGGGUCAGUACCUGGACGAGUUGACGAGUGAGUUGUGUGAUUUCACGCUGGAAGAACAGAAUGCGGCCACCGAAGCGCAGGGAGUGAAACCACUGGCAUCGUCCGAUUACGUGCCGAUCGUGGGCAAAACGGUGACCUACGUCGUGGCGUGCGUGAUCGUCAACGAUGCCAACGAGGUGCUGAUGAUGCAGGAAGCGAAGGAAUCGUGCGCCGGCAAGUGGUAUUUGCCGGCUGGCCGGAUGGAACCGGGCGAAACGAUCGUUGAGGCCGGAGUACGCGAGGUUCUCGAGGAGACGGGGUUGAAGGUGGAAAUCAGUACACUGCUGGCGGUUGAGACGGCCGGUGGAUCGUGGUUCCGGUUCGUGCUUACCGGAAAUGUGGUCGGCGGAACGCUGAAAACGCCUUCCCAGGCGGACCAGGAAUCGAUACAGGCCAAGUGGUGCGCACAUCUUAACGAGCUGUCCCUGAGGGCCAACGACAUACUGCCGAUCGUGGAGCUGGCACGCAGUUAUCGGACACGGGUACCGAAGGAUCCCAACUGGCACCGGGAUAUUCUGCCGGCGCGCAAGGCUCACUACAAGAACUAUCUCCGGGUUGUGGUGGCCAUCAAGAACAAGACCACGAACCAGGUGUACGUGUUGCUGAGCGAAAAGACGGCUUACCACUUCCCGACCGUCGAGAUACACCCGGGGCGUAGUCUGCACUCGACAUUGAAGAAGUUUAUGAUCGAAUUGUUCGGUGCGGACCUGCCGCAACAUCGGCCACAUGGUGUGUUGAGUGUCGAGCAUCAUACCAGCGGUACGCAGGCCAACCCAACCGACGGAAUGUGUCUUACCGUGCUCGUAAUCUGCCGGCCCUCGAUUGAAGCCGUGUCGCUGAUCGGUAAAUGUAUCUGGCACGAACUGAACAAGGAUCUGAGCGCCCGUUUGGCGAUGGCCGUAGCCGGCAAAAACGCUACCUUCCAGCUGCACGUGGUGCGAUAGGUUCCGUUACUGUUUUGUAUAUUUCUUCCAUUUUUUUUUAACGAAAAGAGCGUCGUCCCUUAACCUUUGGUAUUAGUUUUUGUAUUCGGAGCGGUGCGCUAGGGGAGAACGUAAAGUAUUUGUUACAUUAUGACCAACCAACCAAACGAGAUAGAUAGAUUGUAAGAAUUACGGAACGGAUACGCGCUGUACCCGAUGAAUCUGUUCAGUAAACGAUUUUAUAC